UCCAAAAUAAUUGUGCAAAGUGUAAUGCGUACAGAGUUCGUAUAAAUAGUGUAUGUGGGCAAUUGGAGCAGCAUUAUCAGAUUUUCAUUCAUCAGAGCAACACCAGCUCAGCAGCACAAGUUCAACAGUCAACAAGUUAAUUGAAUCGAAAUGGCAUUCAAGUUCGUCGCUGUAUUCGCACUUCUGGCCGUCGCCAGCGCUGGCUUAAUCCCAGCCGCACAAGUGUACCAUGCUGCUCCAGCCGCUCAUGUCAUUAAAGCCGCGCCAGUAGCUUACGCUGCUCAGCCUGUCUUGGCUAAGGCUGAUGAUGAAUACGACCCACAUCCUCAGUACAAAUAUAGUUACGGCGUGGAGGACGCUGUAUCCGGUGAUUCCAAGAGCCAAGUGGAGGAACGUGAUGGUGAUGUGGUCCGCGGUGAAUACUCCCUCAUCGAUGCUGAUGGUUACAAACGCACUGUCCAAUACACUUCCGAUGAUGUCAAUGGUUUCAACGCAGUCGUGAGCCGUGAACCCCUUGUAAAAUCCGUUGCCGUUGCUCCAGUCGUCAAGACCGUUGCUCCAGUUGCUCAUUAUGCUGCUCCAGCAGUCGUCAAGACCGUUGCACCAGUCGCCCACUACGCCGCUCCAGUUGCCCACUACUCAGCUCCAGUCGCUCACUACUCAGCCCCUGCUGUAGUUAAGACUGUUGCCCCAGUUGCCCACUACGCUGCCCCCGCUUACACCACCUACACCACUGCCGCCCACCACUAAAUGCCCGAUUUCGUAGCUUGAGUUGAUUGACUGUUUGUAGUAUAAUUAAAAAUGUGAUUUUCAAAUAAAUAAAUAUGUAAUAAUUAAAA
This is a messenger RNA of Zeugodacus cucurbitae (melon fly), 839 nucleotides long. Its product is annotated as larval cuticle protein A2B. Gene Ontology annotation, cellular component: extracellular matrix. Bases 151 to 750 code for a protein of 199 amino acids. Lineage: Eukaryota; Metazoa; Arthropoda; Insecta; Diptera; Tephritidae. The transcript has 2 exons. The record is from RefSeq and is a predicted model, not a curated record.